AUGCUCAAGACCAUCUAUACCUGCCGACAUGGCUUCCGCAUGAACUGGCAGGGCGCCGAACUCUUCCUCCCCACGGGCCGGCCGCGCGAUCCCGUCCUGACCGCCCACGGCCUCAAUCAGGCUCGCGACCUGGCGCGCUACAUCGCAUCGCUACCGCACGAAGAGCAGCCACAGCUCAUCAUCAGCUCGCCGUACUACCGCUGCCUACAGACGGCGCAGCCUACCGCCAAGCUGCUCGGUCUCGAGCUGGUCGCCGAACCGGGCCUCGCCGAGUGGUUCCCUCCGGCGCCCUUGUCGACCGGAGUCCACCCGGUCCCGGCCAGGGCGGCCACGAUGAAGGAGUUUGUGCCAACGCUCUCGCUCAGCUGGUCGCCGCUCCUCUAUCCGCCCGUCGAGGGCGAGACGAUACCGCAGCUCCAUGCUCGCGCCCGGAGGAUCCUCGAGCUGAUCCAGCAGCGGUGCGCGGAGCUCGGCGUGGAACGGGUCCUCCUCUGCAGCCAUGCCGCGACGCUCAUCGCCAUGGGCAGGGUCCUCCUUGAUGACGAUGGGGACGGCCAGCGGACCGUCGACAUCAACGUUGGCACCGCCACGCUCAGCAAGUACGUGCGCACCGCCAGCGACGCCAGCACUUGGAGGCAGGAGCUCAACGGCGACGGCAGCUUCCUCCCGCACGGCCCCGAGAGGAACUGGGAAUUUGCACACGUCCCUGACAAUGUCACAGAGCCGGGGAUGGGCGCGGGCUGGAUCGACCAGGAGCUGCCAGCGUCGGCAUCCACCGAGCGAGGCCGAGACCCCCCUCCGGAUCGGCCCAGCAAGCUGUGA
Pseudozyma flocculosa PF-1 is the source of this 822-nucleotide messenger RNA. RefSeq lists its product as uncharacterized. The record is from RefSeq and is a predicted model, not a curated record. Bases 1 to 822 code for a protein of 273 amino acids. The transcript has a single exon. Lineage: Eukaryota; Fungi; Basidiomycota; Ustilaginomycetes; Ustilaginales; Ustilaginaceae.